This is a messenger RNA of Loxodonta africana (African savanna elephant), 982 nucleotides long. RefSeq names its product low density lipoprotein receptor class A domain containing 1 (gene LDLRAD1). Lineage: Eukaryota; Metazoa; Chordata; Mammalia; Proboscidea; Elephantidae. Bases 359 to 982 code for a protein of 207 amino acids. Gene Ontology annotation, molecular function: protein binding. The record is from RefSeq and is a predicted model, not a curated record. The transcript is spliced from 4 exons. Gene Ontology annotation, cellular component: plasma membrane.
CCUCAAGUAUAAAAUAAAGGAUUGUUUUGAAAAAUAAAAACAGCAGCUAUGAGGGGCCUGAUGUGGUUUCUGCCCCAUGGUAGGACUCAAUGAGCAGGUGCUCAUCUCCCAGCCUCCUGGGGUGGCAGUCUCCUAGAGGGAUAGGAAGGGUGUGGGCUGUGCAGCAGAGGCCUGGGACCCUCAUCUGAUUCUGCAUGCACCAGCUGGGGGACCAGGCCAAGGGUAAACAUUUGGUGGGGGGUGGGCUCACAGGUAGAACUAAAGAGCAUCAUGGAGGGCCUAGGAGCGCCCCCCUCCAAGGAUGCCCUCCCUACCCCCAGCCCACCCUGGCAGGUGAAGAGCCUCCUGCAGGGUGGUGAUGGGCUGGUGGGCAGCCCUGGGCCCCAGCACUGGCCACAUCAUCACGUCCCAACAGGCUUGCUUCCUUCCCCACACAGCGGACUGUGGUCACCUCUGCUGCUCACGCCAAGGGGCCUGCCUGUCCGCCUCCAUACUGCUCCUGCUGGCAACUCUUGCAGCUCUCAUCGUCCUAGUGGUUAUCUAUGGACUCCCACCACGCACACCAGGGACCAGAGCCUGUGUGACACCUACUAACAGGACGGGCUUCCUGUGCCAUGACCGGAAGACCUGCAUCCCAGCCAGUGGGGUCUGUGAUGGCGUCCGCACCUGUGUUCACGGCGAGGAUGAGGAUGAAGGCCUGUGUCGAGAUGUGCCCCAGAGCCUCCCCAGUUUCCUUGUGGCCCACUGUGGAGACCCUGCCUUCUGGAUUUACUCAGACCAGAAGUGUGAUGGAAUCAACAGUUGCGGGGACUGCUCAGAUGAACUGAGCCAAGUGACCUUGUGCCCGUCCUGUGGUCCCGGGUGGUGGCGCUGCACUCCGACUGUCUUCAGGUAUUGCGAAUGCAUCCCAAGGAGUCUCUGCCAGGACCACGUGCAGCACUGCUCCGACUGGUCUGACGAGUACUCCUGCCCUGGACUCUGA